Molecule: messenger RNA, 1983 nt
Organism: Cadophora gregata
Lineage: Eukaryota; Fungi; Ascomycota; Leotiomycetes; Helotiales; Ploettnerulaceae
Exons: 5
Coding region: 1063-1983 (306 amino acids)
Source: RefSeq, a predicted model, not a curated record
CAACACCACACUGGCUCGAACAAAAAGCGCUAUUUCUUUUUAGACUUCCCCUCAAAGCCUCGCUUGAACUUUCUCUGUUUCCUGUACUUGGCGGAUUAAGCUGAAGUGGGGAUUGAAUUCUUGCCUGUCGUUCCCAGUGACCGUCAGGUGCCCGAAAGAAGUGCCCGAAAGAACAUCGAUGACUUGCUCUUGCACCAGAUGAACAGACCGUCAACCUAGAAACAAAGUGCUAUGCAUCCACUACAAUGCAUUAUCCUCUCUCUCAUAUCCGACCCCUCACAUGCAUCAUGACAUCGCACAAAAACCCAAUCGGAGAAAAGCGACCAGGCCAGCCUCGAUGCUCUGCAGCUAACAUAGCGUGAAGUCCACAGACCAGCCGUCCGGAAACCCAUACAACAACAUCGCAAAGCGCCUCAAUUGACUAUCCAGGCCUUCACCACGUCCCUGGAACAAGAAAACUGAAGACGUGGCGUGCACCUACCCCAGAUCUGGAUGUGAGCUCGUGAAAAGCUGACUGGUAGUGGUGUUUUGUUAUCGUAAGUAUGGGAUAGGCGCGACCCGUCGCGACCUUGUCGAAGCCACAUAUCAAGCGCAUUUCCUUGCAGCUAUGGAUAAGAGGCUUCUGCACCCCUCUGCAUUUGAGGGGUUUGGAUCAGGAUUUUGGCAACUGCUGAGUGUUUUGUUACCCCUCAAUGAGGUAGAGAGCCGUAAUGGCGAACACUUCCUCGCAUUACAACGGCACUCCGUUACACAUCAUUUGCUAUGUCUUCUUGGUCAUUACAUAUGUUGCUGUUUUGCUUCGUGUGUUUGUUCGGUUGAGGAUUACAAAGGGGUUCCAGAUUGAUGAUUGGCUGAUGGUUGUUUCUCAAAUCAUCUUCACUGUCUCUUGUGCAUUUGUCCUCUUCGGAAUCCAACAUGGCAUAGGAAGACACAAUGCAAGUCUCUCGACUCAGAACCAAAUCGACGGUCUCAAAGUACGCAGGCCCUACCUCCAUCCCAAUCCACAACACAACUGACCCAAGCUAGUUCCAAGCAUUCACAACAAUAUCCUACGUUGCCAAUAUGAUGACCCUCAAACUUAGCAUCGCCAUCUUCCUCCUACGAAUUGCGGUUAGGCCACUAUAUAUUUGGAUUCUACGCAGCAGUAUCGUCGUCGUAGCCAUCUGGUCAUUCGUCAUCUUCAUGUACGACAUCUUCCAAUGCUUGCCUGUACAAGCACAAUGGGAUUUCACGAUUGAGCAUCCAAAAUGCGUGACUGGGACAUCGUUUGUGGCGGCUGCAUAUUCGAUUUCGGUCAUGACGAUUGUGACGGAUUGGUUGUAUGCGCUGUUACCGAUCCCGAUGUUGUGGUCGGUGCAAAUGACCACACAGGCGAAGGUUACAGUGGCUUUCAUUCUCUCGCUGGGUAUCUUUGCCAGCAUAGCAACACUCAUCCGCCUUCGCUACCUCAUCGAACUCACCGAUCGAUCAGAUGUCCUGUACGCAGCAACACCCGCCACAAUAUGGACCAUCGUCGAACCCGGUCUCGGCAUCACCGCCGCCUCACUAAUCACCAUCCGGCCCCUCCUCAAAUCCUUCAACCUCCACGGCUUCCAACACCCCUCCUCAAACUACAACUCUUCAUCCCAUGCACGAACCCAACGUCAAAGUUUGAAUUUGAAUCCAUAUCAUAGUCAUAGUGAGACUUGGACGUGGACGAAUAGUACGGUGUCGAGUCCCGGGUUGAAGGAGGGUGGGAGGUGGUGGAUUGGUGGGAAGGGAUUGGGAUUGGGAUUGGGACUGGGAGAAGGGAAUGGCAGUGGAAAGGUGGUUGUGAGGGAGAGAGUGCUUGAGAGUGAUGUGGGUGUUGUGCUUGGUGGGGGGGAGAGGGAUGGGGGGAGUGAGGAGUGUAUUCUUGAGGGGAAGGGAGGGGGGAUUAGGAGGACGGUGGAUUUUGUUGUUGAGAGGGAGAGGGAGUCAAAUGGGGGGUUGGAGAGUGUGUAG